Messenger RNA from Macrosteles quadrilineatus (aster leafhopper), 994 nucleotides. Its product is annotated as pseudouridine-5'-phosphatase-like. NCBI's taxonomy places the organism in Eukaryota, Metazoa, Arthropoda, Insecta, Hemiptera, Cicadellidae. Gene Ontology annotation, molecular function: phosphatase activity. The record is from RefSeq and is a predicted model, not a curated record. The transcript has 4 exons. The coding region runs from base 36 to 755 and encodes 239 amino acids.
CAGUGAAAGAAAAGCAAGUUACUUCACCAUUGUUGAUGCUAAUUUUAGACAGUUGUCUCAACUAUGCAAUGGGUUCAUAUUCACCAGUCACUCAUGUCAUUUUUGAUCUGGAUGGCCUUAUUUUAGAUACAGAGAAAGUAUACAAAUUGAAGUAUGAAGAAUUGCUUGCUCGCUACAAUAAACAGUUCACCCAUGAGAUGCGGUUGGCAGUCCUGGGACGCAAGGAUGUGGACUGUGCCGAGGAGAUCAUCAGGGCUACCAACAUUCCUCUCACACCAGUCGAGUUCUCCGCUGAGAUAAAGAAACUGCAAACCGGAGCCAUGAAGAGUGCUGAGCUUAAACCUGGGGCGGAGAGACUGGUUCAGCAUCUGGCCAGGAGCAAAGUUCCGAUUGCCGUGGCAACCAGCAGUUCACGUGAGACUUACGAGCUCAAGGUCUCCAACCGCCACGAGUUGAUGGCUCAGUUCCACCACGUGGUCAUGGCGGGGUCCGACCAGGAGGUGAAGAAGGGAAAGCCACAUCCAGACAUUUAUCUGGUUUGUGCUUCAAGGUUCCCAGACAACCCUCAUCCAAGCAAGUGUCUGGUGUUAGAAGAUGCUCACAACGGAGUCCAAGGAGCAAUAGCAGCAGGCAUGCAAGUUGUUAUGGUGCCAGAGGACUUUCUACCGAGAGAACUCACAAAAGAAGCAACCCUUGUACUUAACUCACUCGAGGAAUUCCAACCUGAAGUAUUCGGUCUACCAAAAUUCUCCUGAUACUUUUUGACCUUGUCAGUUAAAUCACAAGUAUUCAAUGCAACUGAGGCAUGUUGGACAUAUGAUUGUAAAUUUUAGGUUAAGAUUGUUAAGUAUCACAUGGUUUAGCUCACUGAAGCAUGUUGAUUAAAAUUCAAUUGAUGAGAGUUGUGAAAUUUAAUUCACCUUGUGUAACUGAGGAGAUUUUACUUUAAGUCCUCAGCUUAUCAGAUGCAUUGAAAUAAAACCAUGGAAAUUGA